Messenger RNA from Asparagus officinalis (garden asparagus), 1067 nucleotides. RefSeq names its product RING-H2 finger protein ATL14-like. The transcript has a single exon. The coding region runs from base 411 to 869 and encodes 152 amino acids. Lineage: Eukaryota; Viridiplantae; Streptophyta; Magnoliopsida; Asparagales; Asparagaceae. The record is from RefSeq and is a predicted model, not a curated record.
CUCUUCUUCUUUCAAUCAUUUUUCUCUAUCUGAAACUGAACAAACCCUUCUCUUUCUCUCUCUCUCCUCAUAACCCAUCUUAAUUUUCUCUAUCCGAAACUCAACAAACCCUUAUCUUUCUAUCUCUUUCCUCAUAACCCGUCUAUAUUCAUUCACAUAUCCUCCUCAUCCUCAUCAUAUCCUUUCAAAGGGUAGCCUCUUUCUCUCAACCCACUUCCCUUGACCCAAAUAAGACUGAUGGGUUUUCUUCAAUUUCAUAAAUAGCAUGAAUUUUCUGCAAAAAAAUUCAAAUCUACACAUGGGUUUCGUUGGGUUUGUUGAAUGGUAUGAUUUCUUGCAUAGUUUUUGAAAAUUCUCAAGAAAUUUCCAGAAAAUAAGAGGGAUUGAGGGGGGAAGAAGAAGAAGGAGAAAUGGGUGCCAGUCUUUUGGCAAUUGCAACCCAGUUGAUGGUGAUAUCCAUCAUCAUUGCAUCCAUCAUUCUCUUCAUUGGCAUUGGAGUCUUGGUUCUAUUGCAUAUUUGCAUUGUAGGAAAAGCAUUUAGAAGGGGGCUGAAUACAAUUUCGCAAGGAGAGGAGCUUAAAAAUGAAGGGAACAAUGGUUUGUCCCCUGAUGAUUUGGAGAAGCUCCCUUGUUAUGAUUUCGACGGCGGAGAAAAAGAUUGUGCGGUUUGCUUGGAGAGCUUUAGAAAUGGGGAGAAAUGCAGGUUACUGCCAACGUGCAGGCAUAGUUUUCAUGCUCAGUGUGUUGAUUAUUGGCUCGUGAAGACCCCGAUUUGCCCGAUUUGCAGAACUAGGGCUUGCGAGAAGGAGGGAGGACAGAAGAGGUUGGAGGAUGGAGCCGUUGUUAUCGGGUUUCAAGUGAGUUCUUGAACCAUUGCUCAUCCUGAUUUGAAAAAAAAAAAAACUUUGUUGUAGAUUGUUACCGAGUGAAAUGAUAGUAGAUUGUAAAAAUAAUACUUGAUCAAUAAGAUUCUUGUUGCUUUGGCUUCUAAUCGUGUUAAAAAUUGUCAACAUUAUUGCUCUGUUACCAAAUGUAAAUUGUUGCAUGAUAUCUGAGAUCAUUUAUCA